Molecule: messenger RNA, 3826 nt
Organism: Manihot esculenta (cassava)
Lineage: Eukaryota; Viridiplantae; Streptophyta; Magnoliopsida; Malpighiales; Euphorbiaceae
Product: putative leucine-rich repeat-containing protein DDB_G0290503
Exons: 9
Coding region: 356-3673 (1105 amino acids)
Source: RefSeq, a predicted model, not a curated record
UCUAAAAGACUGUUACCAAGAAAGAAAUCCUUACAACCUGAAGAAGAGAAAAAAAGAGUGGAAGCUGCUCCUUAGUUCCUAGCAGAUCUGUUCUCUUCAUUAUCUUCUCCCUUUCUCAACUCGCAUUCCAUCGCCGAGUUAACUCGCUUCUUUCUGCGUAACGUUCAUUUAUCAUCCAUACCUAUACCUUCACUCUGCCUAUGCAUUUUCAGACAGGGUCCAGAUGUUCAUUGCUUUGCCUGCAUUGGAUGGACCGAUCUCGAAAAUGGUGAUUUUGUGGCGCUUUAGUCUCAUGUUCCGGUGACGCACUGAAUUUCCCGGUGAAUUCGCCGGUCGAGGAGUUCUGCCGGAGAAGAUGUUCAGGUCGGCUAGAUGGAGGAGCGAGAAGAACAAGAUCAAAGCUGUGUUCAAAUUGCAUUUCCAUGCAACUCAGGUUUCGCAGCUGAAUGUGGACGCGUUGGUGAUAUCUGUGGUACCUGGGGACGUCGGGAAGCCAACUGCGAGAUUAGAGAAAGGUAUAAUCCGAGAGGGAGGCUGUCGGUGGGAAUAUCCAGUCUAUGAAACAGUCAAAUUCACUGAAGACGCAAGAACAGGGAAGAUCAAUGAGAAGACAUAUCAUUUCAUUGUCUCAACUGGAUCCUCAAAAAAUAGUUUGGUUGGAGAGGUUUCAAUUGAUCUUGCUAAUUAUGCAGAGAAUACAAAAGUUUCCAAUGUUUCUCUUCCCCUGAAGAAUUCAAAAUCUAAUGGGGUUUUGCAUGUUUCAAUUCAAAGGCUGCAGGGAAAUAUCGAUCAAAGAGACGAGGAGGAAACUGAAGAUACAAACAUCAAAUCCCAGAAUAGAGCACUGAACACCCUCUUAAGCAAUAACGAAGCAAAAGGCAAUAAGAAUAAUUCUAAUGAAGUUGGACCACUUCAUGAAGCCAUCCACAAUGGUGACAGCAGAACGUCUAGUGGAUCUGACAUAACAAUGUCAAGUUCUGAGAGCAGCUCUGGGCUUAACACCCCGCGUGCACUGGGAUUGAGAAAUAAUGAAAUCCUACGUGACUCGACUAGCUUCCUAUCAUCUCAGAGCCCUGCCUCAGUUCCUCAUAAGCCAAUUGCAAAUGCCUCAGCAAAGAUCUAUGAAGAGCAUCAGCAAUCACAAUGGGAGUGGUCAGCUGAUUCUGAUCAUGGAAUAAGUACUGACGACUCAAUAGGCAGUUCUGUAGACAACUUUACCAGAGAACGGUCUGAACACACUUCAGAUAUUGAGAUUGAAAAGCUCAAGGAUGAAAUUGUUGCUUUCGCUAGACAAGUAGAAUUGUCAGAGUUGGAAUUGCAGACUCUUCGAAAGCAAAUUGUAAAAGAGAGCAAAAGGGGGCAGGAUCUCUCAAGAGAAGUUACAGGCUUGAAAGAGGAGAGAGAUUUUCUCAAGGCAGAAUGUGAGAAACUUAGAGCCUUUCAGAAAUGUAGAGAGGGGACAAGAGGCAUAAACAAGUUGCAGUUUGAGAGGGGAGAUGCACGGGUUCUUCUUGAAGAAAUCAGACAAGAACUGAAUUAUGAGAAGGACCUGAAUGCCAAUCUUCGAUUGCAGCUGCAGAAGACCCAGGAAUCAAAUGCUGAGCUCAUACUUGCUGUCAAAGACCUAGAAGAAAUGUUGGAGUUGGAGCAGAAAAAUAGGGAAACACCUGAUCCUUCAAAUAAAUCAAGAUCCUCUGAGAAUGCUGCGUCACGAAGUGAUACUGAUGAUGAUGAAGAGCAAAAGGCAUUGGAAAAACUUGUUAAGGAGCACAGAGAUGCUAAAGAAACAUGCCUGCUGGAGCAAAGAAUAAUUGAUCUGAGCAGUGAGAUGGAGAUGUGUAGGAGAGACAAAGAUGAGCUAGAGAUCCAAAUGGAGCAGCUUGCACUUGACUAUGAGAUUUUGAAGCAGGAGAAACAUGAAAUGUCAUACAAGUUAAAGCAAAGUGAGCUGCAAGACCAACUGAAGUUGCAGUAUGAAUGCUCUUCUUUCGCCAAUAUAAAUGAACUAGAAGACCAGGUUGAAAGCUUGGAAAAUGAACUCAAGAAGCAGUCCGAAGAAUACUCCGAGUCUAUGGUGACCAUAAAUGAACUGAAAACCUAUAUAAAGAUCUUGGAGGACGAAUUAGAGAAGCGAACCGAAGGUUUUGAAGCUGAUCUUGAAGCUAUAACUAAUGCAAAAGUUGAGCAGGAGCAAAGAGCCAUCAGGGCAGAAGAGGCCUUACGAAAGACAAGAUGGAAUAAUGCUAAUACAGCUGAGAGUCUACAGGAGGAAUUUAAAAAACUAUCCAUGCAAAUGGCAGCUACAUUUGAUGCAAAUGAGAAGGUGGCUGUAAAAUCGCUGGCAGAAGCUAAUAAUCUACGACUGCAGAAAAGUCAACUUGAGGAAAUGCUUCAGAAAGCUAAUGGGGAUCUCCAAUCAUUAAGGGAUGAUUAUGAGACAAAACUGCACUACCUUUGUAACCAGUUAAAUUUGAAAAAGGAUCAGAUAGAACAAAUGUUGGUGGAAAUUGAGGAUAAAAGAAAGCAGCUGGAGCAUCAAAAAUUCCAUGAGGAAGAACUUGUUGGAUCUUUCUCUCAGGAAAUCAUUUGGCUAAAAAAUGAGAUUGAGAAGUUCACAAUAGAAAACAAUAUCCUCUCUGAACAAGCAGAACAGAAAGAAAAUAUGAGAGUUGAAUUGGAACAAUUGAAGACAUCUAUUAAGCACACUGAAGAGUUGGUCCAAAAAGGAAAUAUGGAAAGGGAUGAACUGGUGAGCACCCUUGCUUUGAUGGAGGAGGAAGGGGAAAAGUUGAUGGAGGAGCUACAUAGAAUGAAGUCUCUCAAGGAUGAGAGGGAGAAAGCAGUGAAAAUCUUACAGGCGGAGGUGGAAUCACUGACAGCCCAGUGUAAUGACUUGAAAAGUUCUCUCUUUGAAGAUGAGUUGGAGAAAGAAAAACUUAGAAAGCAAGUAUUCCAGUUAAAGAGUGACAUUAAGAAGAAGGAUGAUGCCGUCACUAGUAUGGAGAAGAAGCUCAAGGAAAGCAACAAACGCACAGUGGUAUCUGAUAGCACAAGAAUGAAUCUCAGAAACAAUAAAUCAGUUCCAGUUUCUCAUGGCACUAAAGAGGCUGCAAAUCUGAGGGAGAAAAUAAAAUUGCUUGAGGGACAAGUAAAGCUGAAGGAAACUGCCCUAGAAACCUCAGCAAAUUCAUUUUUGGAGAAGGAAAGGGAUCUGCUAAAUAAAAUUGAAGAGUUAGAGCACAGAGUGGAAGAACUCAAUCAAAAAAGUGUAAUUUUGUCCGACAACCCAUGCCAAAAGUUACCUGAGGACACCAUUGGCAAUACUUCAAAUGGUGGUUUAGCUGAUGAUAUAAGAAGCACAAAUGAGAAUCUGAGCGAUACAGCAUGGAUGUCCAGAGAAAAUGGAAAUGCAAAAUCAUUGGUCAAGAGCAAUUCUGCCAUUAUAUCGGAGAAAGAAGUGAAAACCUGUGACAACAGCAAUGGAGAUUGCAAUACUAAUGAGUUACUGAGUGAAUUAGAAUCACUGAAGGAGAGAAACAAAUUAAUGGAAAAUGAACUGAAGGAGAUGCAAGAAAGAUAUUCCGACAUAAGUCUCAAGUUUGCAGAGGUAGAAGGCGAAAGACAACAGCUUAUGAUGACAUUACGACAUCUAAAGAAUUCCAAGAAACGGUAAUAAUUUUUCCUGAUAUACAGAAACCUAGAAUGUGUAUAGCUCAAGUGGCUGGGUUUGCCCAUACGGAAAAUCUAUCAGAGUGAAUAAUCAUUUUGUACAAAACUAAUGGCAAUCUAAAUGUAGGUAAAGUUUCUUCAUUUCUUGUUAUUUUUG